Molecule: messenger RNA, 1106 nt
Organism: Zalophus californianus (California sea lion)
Lineage: Eukaryota; Metazoa; Chordata; Mammalia; Carnivora; Otariidae
Product: surfeit locus protein 1
Exons: 8
Coding region: 19-1005 (328 amino acids)
Biological process (GO): mitochondrial respiratory chain complex IV assembly
Cellular component (GO): membrane; mitochondrion
Source: RefSeq, a predicted model, not a curated record
CGGAAGUGCCGGCGGGGUAUGGCGGCGGUCGUGCGGUGGUUGGGGCUGCGGGCCGCGGGGCCGGGGGCGGUGAGCGCGGCGCGGGGACAUGUCGGGUGGGCUGGGGGGCCCGCGCCCCGGCUUGGCCGAGCUCAGCCGUUGCCUCCGUCUCCGAAGGCCCCGCCCCGCGCGGUGAGGAGGAGCGUCCUUGCGGUCCCCCUAAGGCCAGGUUUGGCCUGGAGGCCAAGCCGGUGUGGCAGUUCUGCAGCCGAGGCACCUGCCACAAAAGCACAGCACGACUCCGUCUUCCAGUGGUUCCUGCUUCUCAUUCCUGUGACUGCCUUUGGCCUGGGGACAUGGCAGGUCCAGCGUCGAAAGUGGAAGCUGAAGCUGAUAGCAGAGCUGGAGUCUAGAGUUGCGGCUGAGCCCAUCCCCCUGCCAGCAGACCCAAUGGAACUGAAGAAUCUGGAGUACAGGCCAGUGAAGGUCAGAGGGCACUUCGACCACUCCAAGGAGCUGUACAUGAUGCCUCGGACCAUGGUGGACCCUGCCCGGGAGGCCCAAGAGGCUGGCCGUCUCUCUUCCUCACCGGAGAGUGGUGCCUACGUCAUCACCCCCUUCCACUGCACUGACCUGGGAAUCACCAUCCUGGUAAAUAGAGGGUUUGUCCCCAGGAAGAAGGUGAAUCCUGAUACACGGCAGAAAGGCCAGAUCAAGGGAGAAGUAGACCUAGUUGGGAUGGUGAGGCUGGCAGAAACUAGGAAGCCCUUUGUCCCGGAGAACAAUCCCGAAAGGAACCACUGGCAUUACCGGGACCUGGAGGCCAUGGCCAGGCUCACAGGCGCAGACCCCAUCUUCAUCGAUGCAGACUUCCGGAGCACAGUCCCCGGGGGACCCAUUGGAGGGCAAACCCGAGUCACUCUGAGGAAUGAGCACAUGCAGUACAUAGUUACCUGGUAUGGACUCUGUGCAGCUACAGCCUACCUGUGGUUUAAGAAAUUCCUACGUCGGAGUCCUGGUGUGUGAGAUUAGCUAACGAGCGGAAGGACCACGAUAAAUCCGGAGGCUGUUUUUAUAUGGGAUCGGGUACUACUGAUAUGAAUAAAUCUUACACACCUGUUGCCGUC